UAUUAACCACUGCGUUUUAAACAAACGAUCUCUGUAGACUUCCCUCCAUCAGAAGAACAUGCUGAUGUACUCCUCUCAUUCGCUAUAAUGCAUGGAAAAAAUUUACUCCAAUUUCGCAAAAAGAGUUCCCCAUCUCUCCAAAUUCAACUCCAAUUUCAACCUCUCAACCCACAGAAAUCUCUCAUCAACCACAAACAUCGUAGAUUACAAUGGGGAUUUAUCCACUCGAUUUACCUUCCUUCUAGAAAGCUGUCAUGGGCCUUUAGACCUCAACAGAGGCCAACAAAUUCAUGCCCAAAUCAUCGCCAAUGGGCUCAACAACAACAGCAUCUUGGGCGCUAGGGUUGUGGGCAUGUAUGUUAACUGCGAAAGCAUUUCCAGGGCAAAAGAUGUCUUCUUCCGGAUCGAAAAAAGGUCCAGCUUCGCUUGGAAUCGGAUGAUCAAGGGUUUCACCAUCAUGGGUCUGUUUGACUUUGCUUUAUUGUUCUAUUUCAAGAUGUGGGUCUGUGGCGUUUCGCCCGACCAAUAUACGUACACUGAUGUGAUCAAGUGUUGUAGAGGUUUAAAUGCUGUAAAUUUGGGAAGGUUGAUACAUGAUACGAUUCGUCUGAUGGGGUUGGAGCAGGACUUGUUUGUGGGCAGUUCAUUGAUUAAAAUGUAUGCAGCUAGUGAUUGUAUCGAUGUGGCCCGCGACGUGUUUGAUCAAAUGCCAGAGAGAGAUUGCGUUUUGUGGAAUGUGAUGAUUGAUGGGUAUAAGAGAAUUGGGGAUAGGGGAAAUGCUAUUGGGGUUUUUAAUAGCAUGAGGAUGUCAGGUAUGAGACCAAGCUCUGAAUCGUUUAUGCUUGUGGUGUCUAUUGCUGCUUCUGAGGCUUUGUUGAAUUAUGGUACCCAGAUUCAUGGACUUGUGAUAAAAUGCGGUGUGGGUUUAAAUGCGUCGGUGGCUAACACAUUAUUGGCUUUGUAUGCAAAGUGUCGAUGCUCGUCUGAUGUAAAUAAGUUAUUUAGGUUGAUGCCACAGAAUGAUUUAGUGGCAUGGAAUGGAAUGAUAUCCGGCUGUGUGCAAAAUGGAUUAAAAGAGGAAGCUAUUGAUUUGUUCUAUAGGAUGCAAAGUUCUGGUGUUAAACCUGAUUCCAUAACAUUGACUAGUUUUCUUCCUUCGUUCUCUGAUACUGCCUGUCUGAAACAAGGUGAAGAAAUUCAUGCUUAUAUCUUGAGGAAUGGAAUCACUAUUGAUGCUUUCUUAAAGAGUGCACUUAUCGAUAUAUACCUUAAAGGCAAGAAUGUGCACAUGGCACAAAAGGUAUUUGAGUCUUCUAGAACAGUGGAUGUGGUUAUAUUUAGUGCAAUGAUAUCGGGUUAUGUGCUUAAUGGGUUGAAUCACGAUGCUUUGCAAAUGUUCCGUCAGUUAGUAGAUACUAAACUAAAGCCUAAUUCUGUUGCACUAGCCAAUGUUUUGCCCAUUCUUAAGAAUGCAUUUGAGGGAAUAUGCUUUUUGGCCAGUGCGCUAAUGGACAUGUAUGGCAAAUGUGGUAGGCUUGAUCACAGUCACCAAAUAUUUACAAAGAUGUCAGAAAAGGAUGUAAUAGCAUGGAACUCAAUGAUAUCAAACUUUACCCAAAAUGCUCAACUGGAUGAGGCUAUCAAUCUUUUCCGACAAAUGGGGGAAGAAGGAAUGAGAUAUGAUUGUGUCACUAUAUCCUCAACCUUAUCAGCAUGUGGAAAUUUACCUUCACUUCAUUACGGGAAAGAGAUUCAUAGUCUCGUAAUAAGGUGCGAGUUGGGAUCAGAUUUGUUUGUCGAGAGUGCUUUGAUGGAUAUGUAUGCUAAAUGUGGGGUUUUGGUUCUGGCUCGUCGUGUGUUUGACUCAAUGGAGGAAAAGAGUGAAGUAUCAUGGAAUAGUAUAAUCGCUGCUUACGGGACUCAUGGCCUAAUUAACGAUGCAGUAAACUUAUUUCUGCAGAUGGAAGAAGUAGGAUUUAGGCCGGAUCAUAUUACUUUCCUUCACUUAAUAUCAGCUUGUGCUCAUGCCGGUAAAGUUGAAGAUGGAUUAAGAUUUUUCCAUUGUAUGAGUGAGAAAUAUUGCAUCGAGCCUCGAAUGGAGCAUUAUGCUUGCAUGAUUGAUUUAUUUGGCCGUGCAGGACAGUUAGAUGAAGCCUUGAAUUUCAUAACUGAUAUGCCUUUUAAACCUGAUCCUGGUAUUUGGGGUGCUGUUCUUGGAGCUUGUCGAGUUCAUGGAAAUGUCGAGCUUGCUGAACUUGCUUCAAAGCAUUUAUUCGAGCUGGAUCCAGAAAAUUCUGGGUACUAUGUGCUGAUGGCGAAUAUAAAUGCUGUGGCUGGACGAUGGGAGGGAGUUUCGAGAGUUCGAAGCUUGAUGAAGGAGAAAAGAGUGCAGAAAGUGCCGGGCUACAGCUGGAUUGAAAUCAAUAAUAACAACCAUAUGUUUACUUCUUCAGAUGACAACCAUCCUGAAAGCAAGCAUAUUUACUUGUGCAUGAAGAGCCUCCUUCUUGAGCUUGAAGAAGAAGGUUAUGUUCCGAAACUUGACAUUGUCCACCCAACGGAGAUGAACUGUUGAUAACAGCUUGAACUUCUAUAUUUAGAGGUAACAAUUUUGAUUAAAUUAUUUUACUGGUAUCAUUAUUUUUUGUCUUGUACACUAUGAUCUUUUGUGAAGGUUACUCAUUUUGAGCAGCGAAUAUGAAAUAAAGCUACACCAGGAGAUGUGUGGUUUCAUAUUUCAUGUCAUCAUCAGUUGUAUUCUAGAUCAUUUUGGACAUAUUCCAAUUAUAGUUAACGGCAUUUUUGAAGGAUUUAUCAGAUAAAAUCCAAAUUCAUGUGA
Molecule: messenger RNA, 2839 nt
Organism: Asparagus officinalis (garden asparagus)
Lineage: Eukaryota; Viridiplantae; Streptophyta; Magnoliopsida; Asparagales; Asparagaceae
Product: pentatricopeptide repeat-containing protein At4g21300-like
Biological process (GO): RNA modification
Molecular function (GO): RNA binding; protein binding
Source: RefSeq, a predicted model, not a curated record